AUGGAGGCAGCAGGUCUCGCCAUAGGCGUCGUCGGUAUCGCAGGUCUUUUCAACACAUGUCUAGACUCUCUAUCGCGCUUCCAAGCCUACAAAUCCUCAACCGCUGACCAUCACGUUCUUGACACGAGGUUCCGCGCUGCUAGGGCAAGAUUUGAGAAAUGGGGAGCCGGCGUUGGUAUUUCAGAGGGAAGGCUUCUAUCAGAUCAUAAUUCUGGCCUCGAUGACUCAAAAACUUCGGGCGUCAUUACAGAUAUUCUGACUAUCAUCGCCAAGGCUAUUUGCGAUGAUGGAAAUGUCUUGCAGAAUGACCAGUUUGCCGGGUUACAGUCCAGGCGCAAAAGGUUGAAGUGGGCGCUUGGUGGUAAGGAAGAUCGGACUGAGCAGGUUGACAUAUUUGAGAAGUUGGUGCAGCAGUUGUACAACCUUGUACCGGUUGGCGACAAAGGCCAAGAUCAGAUUGGAGAGCAGAACGGGGAUUGGUCCGAUGUGAAGAGGAUUUUGCUUAACAUUGAGCAAAGCAUGAAAGAUGAGAUGCGACGGGAUGUAUACUCAUGGUUAAGCGUACCUGCAUACAGCGACAAGUACCAAGAUUCCCUGGACGAACGAGUCGACAGUACAUGCGAAUGGGUCUUUGACCGCAACGAAUUCAAGACCUGGGUCUCACCAGAAGAUUCGUCUUCUCCAAACCUCCUCUGGAUUAACGGCCCAGCAGGGUUUGGCAAGACAAUCUUAUGUGCUCACAUCGCACAACAUUUGUCAAAAACGCUCACUACACCUGUUGCCUAUUUCUUCUUCACCUCCAACCAAGAUACGCCUUACCUCGGGCUCCGAUCAUGGAUUCAUCAGGUAGCUGAUGCGCGAGACGAAGCUUUUGACUGCGUCCGUCAGGUUCGGGACGCUCAUCCUACCGAGACAGCCUCGAGGAGGAAUCUGCUCGACAUCUUCACUGCUGUGGUGGAAGCAGUUCCUGGAUGCACCCUCAUUGCCGAUGGAUUGGAUGAGUGCUCACAGCUUGGAAAUGGUGAUUCCUCAGUCGCGAGAUUUCUGUCAGAUGUAAUUGGUGCGGUUUCGAAGAACGAUGUUAGGCUCUUAUUUAUCAGUCGAGAUGAGCCUGAAAUUAGGAAUGCCCUUGAAGAGAGCGUAGGCUCAUUCUCAGAGUACAAGAUCGCUCCGGACGACGUACGAUCUGACACAGCAGUGUUCUCUCAAUUCAUCGUCGACAAAAAGCUCGCCAACAAGAGUGAAGAUAUCCGAUCGACUGUCUCCGAGGCAAUGACAGAUAGAUGCGAAGGACAAUUCUUGUGGAUAAGAAUGCAAGAAGAAUCACUCAGAAAAGGCAUGAGUAAGAAACGACUCCACGACGCCGUCGAGAAUACGCCCCCAGGCCUUGACCGUCUGUAUGACCACAAUUGGAACAGAAUCAUGGCCAUGUCUGAAUUUGAGAAAGAUCGAGUCUUUGCCAUUCUUCGAUGGGCCGCAUUCGCGAAAUGUAAUCUUUCAGUUUAUGAGAUCACCGAAGCUACAUUGAUGACACAAUUUGAGGAACUAGAUCCUGAAGAAUAUCCCGACGAGAUAAACGAGGAUUAUAUCAGGACAGAAAUUGUCGGUCUUUGCAGCCCUCUGUUGGAAGUGAAGGAUCUUUUCGUUCAUAUACCGCAUUUCUCAGUGCGGCAGUAUCUUGGUCAACACCUCCCUCUUCCCAACUGGCUGAACCAAAACGGCCAAUUGCAGACCUCCUACGAAAGGCUACACCAUACAGUCCUUGCAAAGGCAUGUUUACUUUAUCUGGGAUUUCCGCAGACUUGGGAGCAUGAAUUCGAUUAUGCUACUCGUCACCAGACUCUUCGUUUCUACGCCGCUAUGCAAUGGGUCCACCACUCGAAGAUCAGCGAACAUAACUCUUACAUCUGGGAAUUAGCUAUUGAUCUACUUCGAGAGGAUAAUCCGCUCUGGACGUCACUUUCGGGGUACACGGUAGAAGCCUUGUCGCAUGACCAUGCCGAAGAUGAGGAAGCGCACCAACCAUUCCACCCCCUUGAAUACACACUAAACUUUGGGUGGCGGGAUAUGGCGAAUUACCUUAUCAGUGAGAGGAAUGUCAACAGGGUUGGUUCGCUGGGGCUAACACCGCUGUUGCAGGCUUCUAAUGAAGAAGAUAUGGCUGAGACCGUGGAAAGACUUCUUGAGGCAGGAGCUAAUAUUGAGGCUGUAAACAAGAAAAAGUAUACGCCUUUGCAUAGAGCAGUUAGAAGUCAAGUCGAGGAGAAUAUCAGGAUCCUAGUCAAGCAUGGGGCGGACUUGUCGGCUCAGGACGAUGACGGCUUCACACCGCUUCAUGUAGCUGCGGCAACGUGCAGCUUGAAAAUCUGCGAAAUUCUCAUCGAUGGAGGUUCGGAUUUGACUAUGAAAGAUCGUAGGGGUAUGAUCCCUCUGCAUAUGGCGUGCUACGAGGCUGGCCGAAGCGAGCUGGCGAAAAUGAUGCUGCAACACGGUCCUGAUAGUAUGGUAUUGGAGGGGUCAACCGUAGGACCUCCGGUACAUUUUACUUGUACCACGGGCGAUUUGGAGAUGGCUCAUGUCCUGAUGGAACACGGAGCCGCUCCUUCAUUGGCCUUUGUUGACGAGGGGGGUGCUACGGCACUCAUGAAGGCUGCACUAGAUGGACACGUCGAGCUUGUUAAGCUGUUUCUUGAGCAUGGAGCGGAUACCACGUUGUCAUUUGCUGCCAAGGACAUCGGAUCAACAGUGCUUCACAUGUUGUGUGUACAGCAAAAGAGAGAAGAAAUGUUUGAGACGGUCCUUCGAACAGGAGUUGAAGAGUCGAUGCUUAUGUUUGAUGAAAUGUGGAGGAUUCCGCUGCAUAUUGCAUGUCACAACGGGAUGAUCAGGGCAGUUGAGUUAAUCCUGGGCUACAAAGGUGGAAAUGUAAAAGCCAUGCUUGAAGCCAGGACGGAGGAGCUCUGGACUCCGUUAUGGAUGGCGGCGUGGUAUGGUCAUUUGGAGAUUGUCAAGACUUUGUUGGAUCAUGGAGCUACGGAGACUAUCGCAGCUGUUGACCGCACGGGUAAAACCGUAUUGUGGGAGGCUUCACAAAAUGGCUAUACCGAUAUCGUGCAGGAAUUACUCAAUCGAGGCGCAGAAGAAACUAUCGCCAUUACUUCCAUGCGUGGGGACACGCCACUAUGGGUCGCCUCGUAUUACGGCCAUGCAGAUAUCGUCAGGGUAUUACUCGAACAUGGUGCUGCAUCGACCAUUGCAGUGGGCGACGUGAAUAGCAAGACACCUUUACACGCUGCGUCGAGCGAAGGCUAUUUAGAGAUUGUGAAGUUGCUUCUCAGCCAUGGAGACGGAUCAGCUCUCGAGAUGCUGGAUGUUCACAGCAAGACACCACUUUAUGAAGCAGCAGAUAAUGGCCAUGUCGAGGUCGUCAAAGAGUUACUAGCGCACGGGGCAGGCUCAACUAUCAAUAUCGUCAACAUGUGGGAAUGGUCCCCCUUGUAUGCGGCCUGUAAAAGCGACGAAGUUGAGAUUGUCAAGCAAUUGUUGGACUACGGUGCUGCACCAACUGUUAAUCUGGUUAACAAACAUGGGUACACGCCUCUUCAAGCAGCGAUAUAUGGAGAUAACGCCGAGAUGGUUGAGCUGUUGCUCGAACAUGGCGCUGAGAAGACUGUCACGACCCUUGACAGCAAUGGUGAAAGUCCUUUAUACAUGGCAGCAAGAAACGCAAAUGUUGAGAUUGUCGACCGGCUACUCAAACACGGCGCGGAAGCCAACAUUUCGAUGUCUACCAAGAAUGGUAACCCAUUACUCUACGCUGCUGCGGAAGGAGGUUGUUGGAAGAUCUAUCAGACACUGCUUGCGUACCCUGAUGUUGAAUCGACAAUCAUGUUACUGGAUGUUAAGAGCAGGAGUCUCUUAAGCGCCGCCUCAGGUGGAGGCUGUGUCAAGAUUGUGGAAGACCUCCUCAAUCGUGAUGCCAGGAAAUAUGCAGCUCUUCCCAGUAAAGCAGGAGAGACACCGUUACUUUAUGCAGCGAACUCUGACUAUGCCGACAUUGUUCAACUGCUAAUAUCGAUACCGAAAUAUCCUGUGAACUACGCGACGCAUUAUGGCAUCACGCCAUUAUUUCUCGCUUCUCGUUUCGGUAACAUCGAGACAGUAAAGCUCCUUCUGUCACAAGAUGACAUCGACAUAGAUUGCAAGAACUGGAAAGCCCUUACACCAUUAUACGCAGCCGUAGCCAACGGCCAUAUCGAAAUCGCAGAACUACUCAUCUCGAACGGUGCUACGCUUGACGCAUGGCCUACAGUCGGUCGACCGCUGUUAUGGUGGGCUAAGCGCUCUGGCAAGCCUGAUAUGGUGAAGCUUUUGGAGAAGCAUGGCAUGACGAUGGAUACUAUCGGUCCUUAUCGACAUUAUCGCAGGGUGGAGCCACGAGAUGAUGCUGCAUCUGUGUCGUUUGAUGGUAUAUGGGUGUAA
Molecule: messenger RNA, 4482 nt
Organism: Fusarium coffeatum
Lineage: Eukaryota; Fungi; Ascomycota; Sordariomycetes; Hypocreales; Nectriaceae
Exons: 3
Coding region: 1-4482 (1493 amino acids)
Molecular function (GO): protein binding
Source: RefSeq, a predicted model, not a curated record